UGAAAAUUGAUUUAAUUCUCGACCGGACAUGAUCGGCCUCAGCGUUGCGUGGAAUAUUUCAUUCGCCACAAUUUGAUGGAGAGGAUCUGCCUUUUUUCGGCGUAAGUUGACAAGAGUCGGCCACAAGAGUCGAGCAUUGAUCGCUGGUUUCAUUCGUUCACAAUUUGAAAGGUGUGCAGACAGCAAUUUGUCGAGCUGGUGAUAAGAACCAGUGCCCCUUUGUAAGAAAGAGCGAGUCAAGUGACGACAUCGCGUGAAUAGAAAAAAAUAUAACAUGAUGUCUGCUGAAGAGCCCCUGGAUGCCCAGAAUAAACCCCAACUCUUUGACCAUGGGAGGGGGGCAGAUAACGGAGACUCCUCUCGGGAUGGCACGGCUGAUUCCUCGCUAAAGCGCAAGUUUGCUGAACGCGACCCUGAGUCACCUGGUCAAAACGACACCGGAUUUAAUUCAUAUGCUAAGAAAGAAAAGAUGUAUUACGGAGAAAUGCAUCAGGACUCACCUGCAUCUUACCCGAAGCACGUACUUGUACCAGCUUCGGAACGGCCUUACGAUGACAAGCAGCCGAUUCCACUGUCGGCGGUUGAUCGCCACCACCACCAUCGCCAUGUAGAGGAACUAUACGCAACGGAGAAAAGACACCAAGGACCUCCAGUUCUUACUCCCGAUAGCCAAGGACGAAACCGACCUGCUUCAGAGAGUUUCGGAGCACCUCCGAUCUAUCCCAAACGUCAGCAGUAUGCUGGUGUUUAUCGUGCACCAUCGUAUCAAGAGGUCGAAUACAACCAACCGUACAGGAACCAUGUCCCUCCAUCGCACACUGAAGGAGGUAGUGACUAUUCUCGUCCUCGCCGUUGGGCUUGCGAUUUCUGCAACGUUGCCACUUUCCUGAGUUACGAAGAAGCCUGCGCGCACGAAGAAGCUUGUGCGCGUCGCCACAAUGACAUGCACUACUCUCGACAAACUCAUUCUCAGAGCUCGACUGGGUACGAACAGCACGGUCCGCCGCCUCAGCAUGGAUCUGGCAUGGGAGCUUUGUACCACGCGAGCCAGGAAGUUGUCACACCUCCGACACCCCAUGGGCAUCACCAGCCACGUUGGAGUUCGCCAGGACCACCACUUCCGGUCCUUCCACAUGAGCAAGGUUAUUACCGUCAAGGGUACUAUGAUCAGCGGGAAGACCAGGCCUACUAUGGAGGCAAUCACCCCGAUCCCUACUACUAUCAACAGAGACAUCCUAUGCAGACACAAUAUGGAUAUCCGCCACACCAUCACCAGCCGCCACCCCCAAUGCCCAUGGCCCGCCAGAGACGGAUGCUAUUAGCUAUGCCAUCGGAUGUAGAUUCACUUUCGGACCGUCAGUGUUACGUACGUUCGGAAAUGCUCGAAAUCUUUGCCGCCUCUGAAAAGGACGUUGCUGCUCGUCACUCGAAGGGCGCCCAGAAACUUCAAUCGGGUCAGGUUGGCAUUCGAUGUGUCCAUUGCGCCCAUUUGCGUCCACGAGACCGAGCUGAACGAGCUGUGUGCUAUCCUUCGUCGAUCAGUCGAAUCUACCAGACUGUAGCUGAUAUGCAACGCUUCCACUUCGAGCAGUGCCAACAAAUUCCUGAACAUGUUCGACGGAUUUACGCAAAACUUAAGACGACACGUCCUCGGGGUGUCGGGUCACCGCAGACAUACUGGGUACAGUCGGCAAAAUCGAUGGGUUUGGCCGACACCGAAGGGGGUAUUCGUUUCGAAUCCGAGUUCGCUAAGGAACAGGCGUAUCUUGGGGCUUCUGAGAAACGCCUUACAUCUGACGUGUCUAUUGGUACUCUUUAGAGAAGGAUAUGGGGCAAAAAGAGUAGUCCCAUUGAAAGUGCCAUGCUUUUUCAUACACGAGUUUUCCCCCCCUUCAGGAAUAUUAUUAUUAGUACAAGUAAAUUAAAAUAUUGCCAUGAUUUU
This is a messenger RNA of Phaeodactylum tricornutum CCAP 1055/1, 1942 nucleotides long. RefSeq lists its product with no specific name. The record is from RefSeq and is a predicted model, not a curated record. The transcript is spliced from 2 exons. Lineage: Eukaryota; Bacillariophyta; Bacillariophyceae; Surirellales; Neidiaceae. The coding region runs from base 275 to 1819 and encodes 514 amino acids.